Messenger RNA from Rhopalosiphum padi (bird cherry-oat aphid), 4126 nucleotides. RefSeq lists its product as uncharacterized. Bases 51 to 3404 code for a protein of 1117 amino acids. Lineage: Eukaryota; Metazoa; Arthropoda; Insecta; Hemiptera; Aphididae. The transcript has 11 exons. The record is from RefSeq and is a predicted model, not a curated record. Gene Ontology annotation, molecular function: iron ion binding; monooxygenase activity; oxidoreductase activity, acting on paired donors, with incorporation or reduction of molecular oxygen.
AUUCGGUAUUGUGUGAAGUGUAGUGAACUACAAUAAUAUUAUAAACAAAAAUGUACACACUCAUACAAAAGGUAAUAGAUUUAAACGAAUCAAAAAUAUGGUACUUAACUGUUAUUUCACUGAUAAUUAUAUUAGUUAUGAUACUACGAUUGGAAGGCAGAAGAAAAAGAAUAUUGGCAAAUAAAAUACCAGGUCCCGAUGGUUCAAUUUUUAUUGGCUUAUUGCCAUUAUUUCUACAAGGGCCAGAAAAACUUAUCUCAAGUGGAUUAAAAGUGUACCAAAAAUAUGAGAAGUCUUUAUUUAAAGUAUGGGUCUUAAAUAACCUUUACAUUGUACUUACACGACCUGAAGAUAUAGAAUUAGUCCUUACUAAUCCAAAAUUACAAAAGAAAUCUAAAGAAUACUUGGUUUUACAAGAAUCCAUCAUGGGCCAAGGAAUAUUUUCAAUCGAUGACAUAAAAAAAUGGAAAAGUAAUAGGAAAAUGGUAUCAGGAGGUUUUAAUUUUAAAAUUAUAAAAUCAUUUAUACCGAUAUUUUUCGAAGAAUCUAAUGUUCUUAACAACAUAUUAAAACAAAACUAUGAUUUGAAAUCAAACGAGUGUGAUAUAAGUUCUCCUAUUAGUAUGGCUACAAUGGAAAUGAUCGGAAAAACCGCUUUAGGUGUAAAAUUUAAUGCUCAAAAUGGCGGUCGUCAUCGAUUUGUCGAAAAUUUACAAACAGCCAUGAUUGCAUGGGAAUACAGAAUUACACAUCCAUGGUAUUUGAGCAAAACAUUAUUCCGGCUUUCAUCAGUUAAUCAAAAACACGAUCAAAGUCAAAAAAUCAUUAACGAUUUUACUGAUGAAAUAAUUAAUAAAAAACUUGAUGAAUUGAAUCAAAAUGCAAAUAAUGAAAAAAAAGUAGAAACAGAUGACGAAGAUAUUUGUCGAAAAACAAAAACGGUUAUAGAGAUUUUGUUAGGAAACUAUCAUGAAAUGUCGCAUGAACAAAUACGAGAUGAACUUGUGACUAUCAUGAUUGGAGGCCAAGAAACUACUGCUAUGGCCAAUGCAUGUGCAAUUUUUAUGUUAGCUCAUCAUCCAGAAGUACAGAACAAGGUGUUUGAAGAAUUACAAUCGAUAUUUUCGAUCGGCGAUCAGAAUAGAUCACCAACAUACGAAGAUUUACAACAAAUGGAAUAUCUAGAACGGGUGAUCAAAGAAACAUUACGAAUUUUCCCUCCUUUACCUGUUUUUGGUAGAAGUUUAGAGGAGGAAAUGCAAAUCGGAGAAUAUUUGUGUCCAGCUGGUUCAACGCUGAUGGUCAGUCCACUAUUUUUACAAUCGAGUACGCAGUACUACACUGAUCCAGAAAAAUUUAACCCCGACAACUUUUUACCAGAUACGUGUCGCAGCCGGCACCCAUAUACAUUUAUACCAUUCAGUGCGGGAUACAGGAACUGUAUCGGAAUAAAAUAUGGCAUGCUCCAAAUGAAAACCGUCAUAUCGACACUAGUGCGAAAAAAUACAUUUUUUCCAUCAGACAGAUGUCCCACGCCGAAACACCUAAGAUUAAUGUUUUUAGCAACACUUAAAUUUGUCGACGGUUGUUACGUAAAAAUAGUACCAAGAACUUCGAUUCGACUGUAUUUCAUUCAUUCAUUCUCACUGCCGUUGAUUUUACGAUUUGCCGUGAAAAUGGGCUUAGAUCGUAAAAGAAAGUCAAUUAACGCUCUUCAGAACACUGAUAAAAAAAGAAAGAGCAUAACAGAAAAAAAACCUGCUUCUUCUUCAUCUUCUGAAGAUUCUGAUGAGCAAUCUGAUCAUGAUAAUGGAUUAAAUAAUGAAGUAAAAAAUGAAAAUCCUACCAUCAGCCGUUGGCCUCAAGAUGAUAUCCAAAAGCUGUUAUCUAAAAUGGAGUUGGCACUUCCUAAGAAUGACAAUCAAACAUUUAGAAGUCGAUUUACAAAACUGGACUGGGAUAAAAUUCAAUUUGAUAGUUAUAGUAAAGAUGAAUGUCAAUCCACUUGGUUAGCUAUUCAAGAUCAGCUUAGAACAUUUAAAACUAUAGGUGAUCUUAUUCAUGAUGCUAGAAAUUUAUUGGAAACUAAAGGCAUUGAUACCUAUCGUUCAAAAACAAAUCGGUUACAAAAACCUAGAACCGCAUACAUGUUAUUUUAUACAGAACUUCUUCAAAAAUACAAGAAAAAACAUCCGGAUUUAAAAUUGCCUCAGUUGACACAAAUUAUUGCUGAAAAAUAUAAUAAAUUAUCUCCUGAAAAAAAACAAACAUUAAUUGAUAGAGCACAAAAAUUAAAGACUGAAUAUAUUGAAUUGGUUGAUAAAACAAAUGUAGGUUUCAAAUUUAAAGAAUCAAAUAAACCGAAAACUCCAUUUCAAAUUUUUAUGGAAUCGAAAUCAUCAGAUUUAGAAUUAGGUAGUGUUGAAAAAGCUGAAUUUCAAAACCAAUUAAAAGAAAAGUGGGAUGGUAUGACAGAAAAGAAAAAAUCAAAAUGGAUUAAAUUGGCAAAUGAAAGAGAACAAACAUAUUUAAACAAUCUAAAAGAAGACCACAAAAAUGAUCCUGCUUUCACUAUGCCUACAAAAAGUGCAUUGACCAAAGGUGAUAGAAAUAUUUUGGAUUCCCAAUCAGGGAAACCAAAAAAACCUCCAGUCAAUAAUUAUGGUCUUUUCUCUAAAGAAAUGUUACAAAGUAAUGCAUUAGAUGGUGUUCCUCCUAAAGAAAGAAUGUCAAUGUUGGCAAAGAAAUGGAAAGCUUUCUCUAAUGAAGAGCGACAAAUUUAUUCAGACAAGUUGAAAGUUAUAACUGAGCGAUAUAAAACUGAAUUUGAAGCAUACUUAAACACACUACCAGAAAAUGAAAAACAAUUGGAAAUGGCUAAAAUCAAAGGAAAACCUAAAAAACCUGAGCCAAAAGUUGUACCUAGGAUUAAUGCUAGAGAAGUAAUCUCAGAAAAACCUACAGAAAAAAUUAAGAAAAAAGGUACUUCGCAAUAUAACUCAAAAACUAAAACAUUCAAAAAUGAACCAAAAGCAGUACCUUAUAAAAAUGCAUUUGAAUUAUACAGAAGUAAAUUGGAACCAAAUGAAAAACACCCUAUUACAAGUUUAGAAGAUUGGAACAAAAAAAAUGGGAAAAAACAACUUAUGUAUGAAAACGAACUUAAAGCUCUUAAAAAAGAAUAUAUGAAAAAUUUGAAAGUGUUUUUAAGAGGUCUUUCUGAAGCCGAUUUGCAAUUGUAUCUACAACUGAGAAAACCUGAAUUUUUAACUGAAAAUAAUGAUUCUAGUGCCUCAGAUGAUGAAGAAAAUUCUUCAUCUGAAGAUGAUGAUGACGACGACGAAGAUGAUAAUGAUAACGACGACAACGAUGAUGAUGAUGAUGAUGAUGAUGAUUCAGAGUAAUCAAAAAUAUUUAUUACCAUUUUUAAUUCAAUAUUAAUACCUCAUUCAAUUAUUUUUUAAAUAUAAAUUGCAUUGUAUAAGUUAAUUUUAUUCCCGUUUGAUCCAUAUAAUUUGAAUUUUUAAUUGUUGUAACAUUUUGUUUGCAUCUCUUUUGAUAUUUAUCUAUUCAACAAACAUAAUUGUGUUGAAUAGUAUACUUACAAUUAGGUAAUCUGAAUUGAUUCUUUUAUUUUAUUUUUCUAAUUUAGUUUAAUCCUAAAAUAUUAACUAGUACUAAAUAAUUAUAUUAUUUUUAAUUAUUUUUACAUUUAUAAUGUUUGUUAAAUCAAUUAAACUGGGACUUCAAUUAUAAUUAUUUCUAUGUUUUUUAUGUACUCAUAAAAUAAAAUUAGAAUAAAUAUAUUUUUUACAAUUAAUUUAAAUUCGAAAAUUGUAAAAUAAUUAACCUAAAGGUAUAUUAUUUCGUACAAUAUAAUUAUAGUUGUAUAUUAUUUUUUUUGAUUCUUUUAUAUAGAUUCAAAUACAUUUUGUUAUGGUAAUGUAGGUAUAGUUUUUUAAUAACUUGUAAUUAUUAAUUACCAAUAAAAUUGUUUUAUUUAUCUAUGAAUCAACAUAAGGUUAUAAUAAAUUAGACUGUUUGUUUGUGGCCUAUGUUUAAGCCAAAUUAAUGUUGAUAUUUGACAAACAAUAUAUUUUUUCUUAAUAAAAGUAUUUUAAUUUUU